Nomascus leucogenys (northern white-cheeked gibbon) is the source of this 2202-nucleotide messenger RNA. RefSeq names its product alpha tocopherol transfer protein like (gene TTPAL). NCBI's taxonomy places the organism in Eukaryota, Metazoa, Chordata, Mammalia, Primates, Hylobatidae. The record is from RefSeq and is a predicted model, not a curated record. Gene Ontology annotation, cellular component: membrane. The transcript is spliced from 6 exons. Gene Ontology annotation, molecular function: phosphatidylinositol bisphosphate binding. Bases 145 to 1173 code for a protein of 342 amino acids.
GAGGGGCCGGGCUGGCCGGGCAGGGAGUGCGGGUCGGUUCUGCGCGCGCUGCCGGACGAGGCUCCCGCCGCCGAUUGACCCGCGCUCCGCCCGUAGCCGGGCCGUUCUGUUCCCUAGAGAUAACCAUUGGGACCCUGGUAGCUAAUGUCAGAAGAAAGUGACUCUCUGAGAACCAGCCCUUCUGUGGCCUCACUCUCUGAAAAUGAGCUGCCGCCACCACCUGAGCCUCCGGGCUACGUGUGCUCACUGACAGAAGACCUGGUCACCAAAGCCCGGGAAGAGCUGCAGGAAAAGCCGGAAUGGAGACUUCGAGAUGUGCAGGCCCUUCGUGACAUGGUGCGGAAGGAGUACCCGAACCUGAGCACAUCCCUCGAUGAUGCCUUCCUGCUGCGCUUCCUCCGAGCCCGCAAGUUUGAUUACGACCGGGCCCUGCAGCUCCUCGUCAACUACCACAGCUGUAGGAGAAGCUGGCCCGAAGUAUUCAAUAACUUGAAGCCAUCAGCCUUAAAAGAUGUCCUUGCUUCCGGGUUCCUCACCGUGCUGCCCCACACUGACCCCAGGGGCUGCCAUGUCGUCUGCAUCCGCCCAGACAGAUGGAUACCGAGCAACUAUCCAAUUACUGAAAACAUCCGAGCCAUAUACUUGACCUUAGAAAAACUCAUUCAGUCUGAAGAAACCCAGGUGAAUGGAAUUGUAAUUCUUGCAGACUACAAAGGAGUGAGUUUAUCAAAAGCAUCUCACUUUGGCCCUUUUAUAGCCAAAAAGGUGAUUGGCAUCCUGCAGGAUGGUUUCCCCAUUCGGAUAAAAGCAGUCCAUGUUGUGAAUGAACCUCGAAUAUUUAAAGGCAUUUUUGCCAUCAUAAAACCAUUUCUAAAGGAGAAAAUAGCAAACAGAUUCUUCCUCCAUGGGUCUGACUUGAACUCUCUCCACACAAACCUUCCGAGAAGCAUUCUCCCCAAGGAGUAUGGGGGCAUGGCUGGGGAGCUGGACACUGCCACCUGGAACGCGGUACUGCUGGCUUCAGAAGAUGAUUUUGUGAAAGAGUUCUGCCAACCUGUCCCUGCCUGUGACAGCAUCCUGGGCCAGACGCUGCUGCCUGAGGGCCUGACCUCAGAUGCACAGUGUGACGACUCCUUGCGAGCUGUGAAGUCACAGCUGUACUCCUGCUACUAGCCUGUCCCCCAGGGUCACCAUCUUUAAUUCUUUUCCUUCUUUUCUUUGGAGGCACAAGAAUUCAAGGAUCCAAGGAUUCAGUCUUGCUCCUUGUAAUUAAACUGCAGGAUGGAGGAACAGCCUGUGAGAUAUGAGGGUGAGCACAUUUUGGGGUAAGCCUUUGGUUACUUGAAUUACUCCAUGGAAGACAUGGAAAAUGUCCCCACUGAUUCUUAACAUUUGGAAUCCCAGUCUGCAACUAUUAAUCUGGAGGCUAUAUCUGUUUUGUUUUGCUUUUUGGUUGGGGGGUGGUGAUCUGGUUCUUACACAUCUUGGAAGCAAGAAAAAUCAGGACCAAAGUCACUUUGAUCCCACUUUUCCAGGAGAAAAACAACCUGUUUGGCCAGUGAGAACUACUUGUAUGAAAUAAUUUGGCCAAACCUGCAGUGUGACCAAAUGUGAGACUGGGAGUUUGUUUUUCACAGGAACCCUAAGUAUAGACCUCUGCUGCUCAUCAGGAACCUUACGUGAGAUCAAGGCCCCAGCUGUUGUCACCGGGUUUGGAAAGCACCUUAACUGAAUCAUGUAAGCAUCAGGACAUAAGCAGCACUUUGUGGUUAAAUGUGGAAGCCAGAGACUUCAAAGCACCUCUGGGACCCAUUGGUUGACACUUGCAAUAGAAACUUAAGUUUUCCCAAAUCCAUAAAGCCUUAGCCCUGGUUCUCAAUAGAAUCAGGGACCUAGCAGGAAAUGAUUUUACUCAACCUAAAAUGCUGGAUUCCAGGCCCGUGUAGCUACAAGAAUUCUGGCCUGGAUCCCAGGUGUGCAACUAUGGACAAGACAUGGGCCUCUACCUUCUCCUCUAUAAAAUGAGGCUGGAUGAAAUGUCAGCUAGGGCCGUUUUGGCUGCUGAGGCUCUGGGAUUUGGUUUAGUUACUGAAUGUUAGAUUUUCUGCCUGGAAAGAUAACUAUCUAGAUAGAAGUGGUUGGAUUCUGUUUUUGUUUGUUUGUGGUACACAUGUCUUCCCAAGAGAGAUGUGUCAACAAUUA